CCAUGCUGUUUGUAUAUAGAUUUUAUUGGGCCUUCGCUAACAUGAUGGAGAGAGAGAGAACGGAAGUGACGAGAGACAAAGAUAUAUAUACAUGUAAGGGACAUCACUCAAGAUAACAGUAUAAAUAUAAUACUAAUACAAGAAGAGUGAAGCUGUAAAAUGGAGGAAAAAGAAAGGAAAUCAAGCACAGAGUGUGAAGCAGAGAAUAAGCUUGGAGGUUUAAUUGGUGUAGCUAGAAUUCUGGGGACAAAAGCUAAAGGUCAAGGAGCUGCAGAGGCAGGGUUAAAAAAGAAAUUAAAAGCUCAGGAUGAUGAUCUCCCCUUGGGAAGUGAAGCAAACAGCCUUAGUUGUAUCAAGAAUGCAGAGCCCAGCCACACUGAUCACAACAAAGUGUCCUGGCAAAGUUUCAGUUCAGACUUGUCUAACCACACAUCUGCCUCUAGUGCAAGCCUGGACAUGCUAUUAAAUGAAAGACAGAUGGACCCAGAAGAAAUGCUGCUACAUCUGGGCUUUGGCAUGGAGUCUCCUGCCCUCGGCCCCUCCCUAGCCAGGGUACCUGAGAGAUUUUUGCAGCACCCCACACGAGCUGCUGGCAUCAUCUUACCUGGCUACCUGGAGCAGGCUACAGAGCUGGAGGAUGUCCCACCAGCUCCAGCUGUUGAAGCAGCUCCUGCCCCAGCUGCCAAGACCAGACCAGUGGCAGAACAAUAUAAUCCAAAGGUAGAACAAUAUGUUAGUAUUGUUAGACUACCAUUAAUUGAUGAACAUGGAGAUAAAACUGGAUCAGCUCCACAUAUUGAGACCACAAGCAAAUCUAAUGAGACCACAAGCAAAUCUAAUGAGACCACAAGCAAAUCUAAUGGGACCACAAGCAAAUCUAAUGAGACCACAAGCAAAUCUAAUGAGACCACAAGCAAAUCUAAUGAGACCACAAGCAAAUCUAAUGAGACCACAAGCAAAUCUAAUGGGACCACAAGCAAAUCUAAUGAGACCACAAGCAAAUCUAAUGAGACCACAAGCAAAUCUAAUGAGACCACAAGCAAAUCUAAUGAGACCACAAGCAAAUCUAAUGGGAAGGAAAGAUUUGCCACUUGGGAGAAAUUUUCUCUAUUUAUAGCAUCAUCAGUUAGAGAUGUGAGAGAGAGAGGCGCAUCUUUCCUGAAGAACAAAUAA
Molecule: messenger RNA, 1173 nt
Organism: Physella acuta
Lineage: Eukaryota; Metazoa; Mollusca; Gastropoda; Physidae
Product: protein ITPRID2-like
Molecular function (GO): signaling receptor binding
Source: RefSeq, a predicted model, not a curated record